ACAAGCCGAGGCUCAAGCCCUAGUGCCAGUCCAAGUCAGAGCACCCAUAGUGGUCUCAGAAGCCCUAGUAGGACAUCACAUAUAGUAAAUGACAGAUGCCUUCUGGAUAAUAUACCUGAUCCAAAUUCUGCCUGCCCAACAGAUAUAAAUAUAUUAGAUGAAGAAACUCUGAGAUGUCUGGGGGGGGACCCUAGUGAGAAUGAUAAGAAAGAGACCCAGUGUCAUGCAGAAUUGGCCCCUAGGUGGACAAAGAUUUUGAAAAAUGGAUUAGAUCAGGAUAUGAAGACAUCUCUGAUAGCCAAAUAUCCAAUCCCCUCAAAUUGUACAAGAUUGAGUGCACCUAUGAUCAAUCCAGAAAUCAAGAAAUUACUAUCCCAAUCCCAGCUUACAAAGGACAAAGUUCAGACUUUGGGACAGAACCAGUUAGGUACAGGCAUUGUAGCUCUGGGGGAGGCUAUCAACAUACUAUUGGUUACAAAAAAUCGAGACAAAGAACUCCUUACACAUUUAUGUGAUGCUGGUCAACUAUUAACAGACCUGCACCAUAGUAUGUCUAUUUCUAGGCGCAAACAGAUCAUUCCACUUCUAUCCAGAUCAGCCAGUGAAAUUGCUCAAGGGAAUGAUAUUGAUGAAUUCCUGUUUGGGAAGGAUUUUGCUGAACAAUGUAAAAAUGAGAAAGCUGUGGAGAAAUCCAGCACUGAACUUAUGAGAAACAUGCCCUCAGUUUCUAAACCAGUGUCAAAGAAACCCAGGGUACCAUUCAUACAACAGGGAAAACUUUCUUUAAACCGAAAGGCCCCACCUCGUUACCUGAGGGAACAUCAGAGGUACAAGGGGCACUUCCCUCAGAACAAAGAGAAUCAGAGAAAAGACUACAGACCACGCCGCCAUUAAUGUCGGAAACACCAACCACCAGCAACAUCCUUGAUUGUCGGGAAGUUAUCAGGCAAGCUUUUUUAAGGAAAAAAAUUCCGGAGUGUGGGAUCCCUACGAUCAUUGAAUCCUUGUCAAAGGCCACCCUAAAACAGUACAACACCACAUUCAAGGCAUGGAGAGUUUUUUGCCAGACAAGAAAUAUACAUUUUUUGGAGGGAGGAGUAACAGAAGUUGUCACUUUCCUGCAAGAACAGCUAGACAAAAAUGGUUUUUCUUAUGGGACAUUCAAUACUUAUAGAUCAGCUCUUUCUUUGAUAUUGCCUGGAGAAAUAGGAAAAGAUCCACAAAUCCGCAGAUUUGUUAAGGGCAUUCACAGACUCAGGCCCCCUAGGAGACGAUAUAAUUAUACAUGGGAUCCUCAACUUGUUUUAGCACACCUAGAAUCUUGGCCUUCAAAUGAAUUACUUCCAUUGGAUAAACUAACCAGAAAGGUUGCUACCUUGUUGGCACUAGUCACGGCUCAUAGGAUGCAGACAUUAGCUCUGACUAAGGUAUCU
Molecule: messenger RNA, 1433 nt
Organism: Phaedon cochleariae (mustard beetle)
Lineage: Eukaryota; Metazoa; Arthropoda; Insecta; Coleoptera; Chrysomelidae
Source: the annotation of a GenBank genome assembly